AUGGUGGAAACUAGGGCACAGGCAAAGCUCAAAAACAAAACAGUCAAAAUGACUUCCGAGGCUCCUGAGUCCACCUCACCAAUCACUAUCACCGAGACCGAACACGCGGUCAGAAUCUCGUCCAACGGUCCAAUAACGACGGAUCGCGCGGCUGAGUCCAUGGGAGAGCAAGCAGUCGUGGAGGAUCUGAUGGUGAAGUCGGCCUACAGGAUAAAGACAUCCUUUAUGGCCGCAAUGGACAGAUUCUCCUCAAAGCUACGGACGCUCUUUCAGGAGAGGAUGCCGAUAACAUCCUCCGCAACGCCUCCCAGAACCGGACAGAGAAGCCAAGAGCGCGAGAGGUUUGAGCCCUACGGCGAAAGCAGCAGCCUCGGCAUCUCUGGUCGCACCAAGCGUCAGGCUACGGCCAGCAUUCUCAGCCGCCGACAAACAGCUGGGGGCAAUCCCAGCCAACAUGGGUAA
Prunus armeniaca (apricot) is the source of this 462-nucleotide messenger RNA. Lineage: Eukaryota; Viridiplantae; Streptophyta; Magnoliopsida; Rosales; Rosaceae. The record is from the annotation of a GenBank genome assembly.